Actinia tenebrosa (Australian red waratah sea anemone) is the source of this 3276-nucleotide messenger RNA. Its product is annotated as menin. Gene Ontology annotation, biological process: regulation of transcription by RNA polymerase II; negative regulation of cell cycle; negative regulation of cell population proliferation. Gene Ontology annotation, molecular function: Y-form DNA binding; transcription cis-regulatory region binding; chromatin binding. NCBI's taxonomy places the organism in Eukaryota, Metazoa, Cnidaria, Anthozoa, Actiniaria, Actiniidae. Gene Ontology annotation, cellular component: histone methyltransferase complex; chromatin; nucleus. The record is from RefSeq and is a predicted model, not a curated record.
CAUGAAAGGUGUUUCGGGAAUCGAGUCGAUUUGUUUAUCAAUGUUGGUCGUGGCGUGGGAAAGCUUGUCCUUAUAUUCUUCACUAUUUUAGAGUUUYCUAACUUCAAUUCUUUUGUCAAACUGAUCUAUACUGAUAAAUUUUGGUUGUUUUUUCCGUCCAAAAUCCCAAACUCAGCUGUUUUUGUAAAGUUAUGGAAAACACCGAAGCAUUUUAUGGAGAGUUGAAAGACUAGGGGACCAAACACACCAACUUCGAUUAGAAAGAUCAUUUGUCUUGUUUGCAGAGCAAAAACGUUAACUAAAACAUGGAUUCGAGAAAGAACUUUUUUCCUCUUAAAGAUGUCAAGUCCGUGGUUGAAUACUUCAAAGAAGAAUUAAAAAAAGAGCAGCCAAAUCUGGCCCAGUUGUCCCUGAUCCUUGGGUUCUUUGAAGGCGCCAAUACCUGCAAGGGAGGUACGAGUAAUCCAGAUACUUGUCCGACUUUAGAUGAAGAAACUUUUGAUGCCCUCUACUGCAAGUUCAUGGCUCUACUGCAGCAGGACUUCUCGUUCAAUGCAGAAAAUAAGCCUGCUACGAGAGAGCUAGUAAAGAGUGUAGCAGAUCUUGUGUGGGGUUGCCUGGCUAAAUCCUAUUUCAAAGAYAGACCUCAUAUCCAAAACUUAUACAGUUUUUUGACUGGGAAUCGGCUGGAUUGUUUUGGUGUAGCUUUUACAGUUGUUGCCAUGUGCCAAGCUCUUGGCUAUAACGAUGUUCACUUGUGCUUAUCUGAGGACCACGCCUGGGUAUGUUUUGGUAAAGAUGGUUCCGAGACUGCUGAAGUGACAUGGCAUGGUAAAGGAAAUGAAGACAAGCGAGGCAAACCUGUAGAAAUCACAAAUGAAAAUGGUAGCAGUUGGUUGUAUUUGAAUGGGUAUGCUGUCCAAUGUACAAGGUAUACUGAAGUAGCCUCUAUUGUAUCAUCCAUCAACGCAGGRAUCAAUCCGAAUACGGAUAGUAUUGAACUGGCAAAGCUGCAACAGGAACUACUCUGGGUUCUGUAUGACUUGGGACACUUAAAGAGGUACCCAAUGGCACUUGCAAAUCUUGCUGACUUGGAAGAAAUUUCUCCUUCUCCUGAACGUCCACCUUGCAAGCAGAUUUUUGAGAAAGCCAUAUCCGUGGCCAAAGAGUUUUAUAACGACCAACAUAUUUACCCAUAUACUUACCUUGGUGGCUACUAUAAUCGCAAGAAACAGUACUAUGAAGCUAUGAGGUGCUGGGUGGAUGCUGCUCAUGUUGCUGGAAAGUAUAACUACUCCAAAGAAGAUGAAGAAAUGUUCAAGGAAUUUUAUGAAAUUGCAAAUGAUUUGAUCCCAAACAUUCUGAAGAGUGAUUCUGAUAAACAAGAUGUAACAAAGGACCCCCUCUUCUUYUCACUCAUGCUCCAAUUUUAUGAUGGAAUUUGUCUUUGGGAAGAAGGUAGCCAAACUCCGGUCAUACAUGCAGACUGGGCAAAGAAACUUGUCCAGUCUAUUGGCAAGUUUUCUCCUGAAUGUAGAUCAACCUUUUCUGCUGAAAAAGAAGAGAAAAGUGAAACAAGCRACAAUGGAGAUUCAACGUCUAGUGUAGAGAAAGAAAAGCCUGCAAAACCAGAAGUUUCUCUUGUUUUCAAGAGUGCGAAGAUGAAGGACUUGCAUAAAUUAAUAACAUCAAGUGGAAAAUUAAACACCAGUGCAAUCAAACUCCAACUUACUGCUCAGUCCCAAGUUAGCAUUCCUAAGAGCCGCCGUAGGUCCUCAAUGAAAGCUGAUGUUUACCUCUACGAUUAUGAUGAUCAAAUCAAGGAAGAAGGGGGAGGAGAAGAUGAGGAUGAUGAUGCCUUUUUGCGGAAAAAGAAACGCCGGGUUAAAAAGGAUGCCGACCGAAAUUGGAAUGCUACUUUGUUCUAGUGUGGUUUGUGUUUGUCAGUUAAGAAACAUUGGCCCAUUUCUGAAUUGUUCUGUAAAGCUCUAUAGAAGCAUGGACCUUAACAAGACCAUCGAGUAAAGAUCAAAGCCUUGUUGGGUAAAAGAGGCAUGGCUCUUGUGCACAAGAUGAGAGGAAGGCAGAGGAAGGCAAGGMAGAAAGUAGAAAAGAGACAUCAGUAAGACAUCUACCAAAAUCUGCCAAAUUUAAAGAAGAUCACUUCUGCUCCACUUUUUCCUCUGCCCUAUACUUGCCAUUACMGAUAGAUAAUUCAAAAUGUCCAGAUGAACUUGGUAGCUUCAUUCCCAGCAUGUUUUAGUUAUAUAGUUAAUAUAUGUUAUACAUUUUAACUUCUUUAAGUUUCUAUAGUUUAUAUUUGCAGUUCASAUGACUGUAGUUUAUUUGUGUAAUUUAAAACAUUCAAAGUACUUCAUCCAGCUGUUAAAUCUAUAUAUUUUGAUAAAAUAAGAUCACAAAAAUGUAAAAAUCUCAUACGACUUAAAAGUUCAUUUAGAUAUGAAUGUUAGUUUUUAAAAAAGUGGUUGAGAAAUAGACAACUUUAAUAUAAUGACCUGCUUAUCAGAAAAACAAUUUGCAGCCUUGGUUUCUCUGACCAGUGUUUAUGCAUGAAAUAGACAACCAAUAGGAAGAGUACUAACAGACUGACAAUAAAAAUGUAUUCAUUUAUUCAUACGUCAAAUUAUAUUCAUCUACUUUUUGUGAUGUCAAAAAUAAUAUAUUGGUGUGAACUGACAUUUUAUUUGAUAUGGUCUGCACUUUGUCUCGUACUCUAUUGUGUAUUUUAUUAUUUUAUUAUUCUGGUAUUUUAGUAGGCUGCUGUAGGAAAUAUAUGGGUGUUUUGUAAUAGUAUUAAUUAGUGUAGAGGUGCCAUAUGUUGACAGGAACUCGAGAGCUUUUUAUAAAACAUAAGGCCUGAAGCAAGUCUGUUUCCAGCUAUGUUUACCAUUUGUAAGUCAUCCAAUAUCAYGUCAAGCAAGAAAGGGAAAAUGAUAAAGUUACAGCCCUACGUGCAGCCAUAUUUGUCCCAUUGAAUCACAAGUCAGUUAACAUUGACUAUUAAAGGGCAUUUACUUCAUGUACUGAACAGAUACUUGGGAUACUAUAAGAAAUGCUUUUAAGACAAUUUCUUAAUUCCUUUAAUUCUACGCAGUAAGUUCUGGGUGAAUUCUGAGUGCCUACUUUCAGUAGUUAAAACCUGCAAUCAGUCAGCUAUGCRAUAUGUGGAUAACUGAAAUAUGAGCUACUAUUGUUUUUUCUUGGGUAGUUUUUAGGUAGUAAUGAUAAUCAAUAAAAUAUGGAUAUUUUUAAGAA